Messenger RNA from Diaporthe amygdali, 1098 nucleotides. RefSeq lists its product as uncharacterized. The coding region runs from base 1 to 1098 and encodes 365 amino acids. The transcript has 3 exons. The record is from RefSeq and is a predicted model, not a curated record. Gene Ontology annotation, molecular function: protein dimerization activity; DNA-binding transcription factor activity. NCBI's taxonomy places the organism in Eukaryota, Fungi, Ascomycota, Sordariomycetes, Diaporthales, Diaporthaceae. Gene Ontology annotation, cellular component: nucleus.
AUGAAGCUCAACAAGGUUCAAGUGGCCUUGUUGCAUCUGCUCUGCUCGUCGGAAAACGCGUCUGGGCAUAGCUCGCCUGAAAGACAACUCCUCAACGCACUCGGCCUUGAGGAGCCCCGGUACACAAUGUCUUCAGAACUCGCUGCGCUGGUGAUGGCGCACGUUUCAAACCCGGAGCCCGAUCUUUCAGCCCUCACCAGCUCCCCGCCUCAAAAACGAAAGCGCCCCGGGGAGACCUCACCAGACCUUCGCCGUUCCAAGCGAAACAACAUGGGCAGUCCUGAUCCCACGGAUGCAUACGUCAACAGCGCGAUGGACACUGCACAAGCUGCUGCUGCUGGCGUUAACGUCUCCGACUUUAAUGCUCUCCAGCAGGCCGCGGCUGGUAGUGACCACACUGACGCCGCUGACCCGGCCAACGCAUCUAGCACUGCUGCCGCCGCCCUGGUCUAUCCUACUAUCCAUGCCCCUCAACCAUCAGAAGAGAACUUUGCCGCCCAGGUCACCGGAGACCAUGAGGACCAACAUAACAUGGAGUUGGGCCCGUAUACGCAUGACGUAUCCCAAGCAGAUGGCCUGCCCAUGGAUCAUCAGGCACUAGCCAACGUUGCCGCCGCCCACCAGCCGCCAGAUCCUGGUAUGCGCCAGAUGGACGACAUACCAGGGGCUCGAUACUCGACAACACCGAAUCCAAAACCGGCUGUUGGUUCCGAGGAGUGGCACAAGAUGCGAAAGGACAACCAUAAAGAGGUGGAGCGACGCCGCCGUGAGACGAUCAAUGAGGGCAUCAACGAACUUGCAAAGAUAGUACCUGGCUGUGAGAAGAACAAGGGCUCCAUAUUGCAGAACGCUGUGCGUUACAUCACCAAGCUCAAGGAGGACGAGCAGCAAGCGGUGGAGAAAUGGACUCUGGAGAAGCUGCUCACGGAGCAAGCUAUCGCCGAGCUCAGCUCCUCGAACGACAAGCUCAAGAACGAGUGCGACCGUCUCUACCAGGAGCUUGAGAUGUGGAAGCGGGUCGCCCAAGGAGCGGGGUUGUCUCCCGAUGGCAACCAGAACGCGGAUGGCACGGAUCAGAGCAACGACCCGAAGCCAUAG